Molecule: messenger RNA, 4914 nt
Organism: Cydia amplana
Lineage: Eukaryota; Metazoa; Arthropoda; Insecta; Lepidoptera; Tortricidae
Gene: Hr3
Product: probable nuclear hormone receptor HR3
Exons: 12
Coding region: 808-2961 (717 amino acids)
Biological process (GO): regulation of transcription by RNA polymerase II
Cellular component (GO): nucleus
Molecular function (GO): zinc ion binding; RNA polymerase II cis-regulatory region sequence-specific DNA binding; nuclear receptor activity
Source: RefSeq, a predicted model, not a curated record
AGACUGUUUUACGCGGAUUUUUGUCACUGGCUGGACGUUGAACUAUAACUAUGAGCUAGCUGGAAUAUUCGGAUGAAUUUUUUUUUCGUAGUCUUUGAAGAUUCGACAGUGCGUCAGUCACGUUCGGAGCGUCGCGCGGGCAGCCAGUCGCCGUCGGGACACCGAGUUGUGCACUACAUAUAGUACAAAAUAAACGUACAAAUUUUUUCUUCUACAGUAGUGAGGUGAACGUAUAUUUUUACAAAGUGACAGUGAAGUGACCUAGCUGGAUUUACAAAAGUGUGUUGCUGAUUUUAAGUAACCGGACGGUUAUUUAAAAUCGUUCCCAAAUUGGCAUUUUUCCGUAACUUUAAAGAAUUCAAUCCUUCUUUCCGUUCUGUUUUUCUUUGCAGAUUCAAUGUUUUUUAAGGAUAACAUAUUAUACGGGAACAAGUGUGAACAAUAAAAAUAAAAAACAGUGCCUUACAUGUUUUGAAGGGAAAGUGAUUUAUAAAACUUCACCACGGAGACAAAAUGCCAAAAAAAUUAUUACUUUUCAAGAAGUUAAUACCCGAAAUAAACUUUGCAAAAAGAAACUUUACCGUUUUUAGCCGGAACAUUAUAUAUAUCAGUUAACUGGUGCUUACAUAACAACAAAGUUGAAAAAUCGUGCCAUAGUCAUAUGGUAAAAAAAAAGUUGCCUUAACGACCAAGUCGAACAUCAAGAGAAACACCAAACACAGUGAUAGUAGAAUAAUGCGAAUGAGAUUCGCACAGUGGUCGCAGACAACCUGAACCCUAGACAAAAAAAGUUUUUUUUUUUUGAAAAUGAAUAAUAACCAGUUUCACGAGCUUUUUGGAUCGCAAUGGCCGCCUGAUCAGCAUGGAGGACACUCGUCAGCAACCACGAUGCUGCACACGUCCUUGCCACAGGGGAUGCAGCUGAAACGAGAACCGCACACGGAUGUGAUGCAUAACCAGAUGGGGAUGGGGAUGCAGGACAUCUCAGGGUCUGUGGCUGACAGCACCUCCCCCCCUCCAGGGAGCAGCGACGGGAUGUUCGGGUCCUCUAUGAACACCAUGUUUAUGGAUAAGAAGGCUGCUAAUUCUAUACGAGCCCAAAUCGAGAUCAUCCCCUGUAAGGUCUGCGGGGACAAGUCAUCAGGGGUCCACUACGGGGUCAUCACCUGCGAGGGGUGCAAGGGCUUCUUCAGACGGUCCCAGAGCACAGUGGUGAACUACCAAUGCCCCCGCAACAAGGCGUGCGUGGUUGACCGCGUCAAUCGCAACCGGUGCCAGUACUGCCGGCUGCAGAAGUGCCUCAAGCUGGGGAUGAGUCGUGAUGCGGUCAAAUUCGGUCGUAUGUCAAAGAAACAACGUGAAAAAGUGGAGGACGAGGUGAGAUACCACCGAGCCCAGAUGCGGGCGCAGACGGACGCCGCACCAGACUCGGUGUACGACGCACAGCAACAGACCCCGAGCUCAAGCGAUCAGUUCCAUGGACACUACAAUGGUUAUACCGGCUACCCUUCCCCCAUCUCCUCGUACGGCUACAACAGCACGCCUCAGCUCACGUCCGGCAUGAUCCAGCCACCUGCGCAGGCGCAGACGUACGACGGCGUGCCGGCCGACACGUACGUCGACAGCACGACGUACGAACCCAAGCAGGGGGGGUUCCUGGACACGGACUUUAUUGGCCACGACGAAAAAGGAACCACGGUCGUCCGGCCCUCAGGAUCCACAUCCACAUCCACGGCAACCACAUCCACGACAUCCAUGCGACAGACGACCGUAAAUGAGAUCCCGCGGAGACUGCAAGACUUCGACAGAUACGAGCCGGACAGGAUCCAAUCCCCUGCAUCUAUAUCCAGUGGAGUUAUUAAUAUAAAACAAGAGAUAAAACCAGAGACGUCACUAGGAGUUGAUAAUCUGGUUGCCAGCUAUGUUGAUUCAACGACAUUCCUGCACAGUCCUUCAAAUAUACAACACAGUCCAAUGGAUAUACAGAAUUCUGUGCUAGUUAGCGGACAAAGCUCUGUUUCUUUAACUAGUGAAGAUCUAAGUCCGGAUGAUCUGACAUCCAGCAGUGGACAUGGAAGGUUGAUGGAUCCGUUGAACUUGAAUAUGGGCGGGAUGGGAAUGGUGAAUCCGAAUGCAGUGUCAAACAGACGACAUCAGGGCUCAAGCCAUUCGAGCGACGAUCUUCCCUCGGAAGGCGACAUCAGCAAGGUCCUGGUGAAGAGUCUGGCGGAGGCCCACGCGAACACCAACCCCAAGCUGGAAUUCAUUCACGAGAUGUUCCGGAAACCCCUCGAUGUCUCUAAGCAACUGUGCUACAGCUCGAUGACGUACGAGGAGAUGUGGCUGGACUGCGCGGAUAAGCUGACGGGGAUGAUACAGAACAUCAUUGAGUUCGCGAAACUCAUUCCCGGCUUCAUGAAGCUGACGCAGGACGAUCAGAUCCUGCUGCUCAAGUCUGGUUCGUUUGAACUGGCGAUCGUCCGUCUCUCUCGACUGAUCGACGUGAACAGAGACAACGUACUCUACGGGGACGUCGUGUUGCCCAUCAGAGAUUGCGUACACGCGCGCGACCCCCGUGACAUGGCGCUGGUGGUAGGCAUCUUCGACGCCGCCAAAACCAUCGCCCGCCUGAAGCUUACUGAGACUGAACUAGCGCUCUACCAGAGCCUGGUGUUGCUAUGGCCAGAGCGCCACGGCGUCCGCGGCAACCCGGAGAUCCAGUGCCUGUUCAACAUGUCCAUGGCGGCCAUGCGGCACGAAAUAGAGACCAAUCACGCGCCUCUGAAGGGCGACGUCACAGUACUGGAUACGCUGCUGGCGAAGAUACCUACUUUCAGAGAACUGUCCCUGAUGCACCUGGAAGCGCUGUGCCGAUUCAAGGCCGCGCACCCCCACCACGUUUUCCCCGCGCUCUACAAGGAGCUUUUCUCUCUAGACAGCGUGCUCGACUACCACGUCUAAACGGGUACACGCCGUAUAACUGUGUACCUCUUCGUGUAAUCGUGUGCACAACGUAGAAAUAGCAACGGGUACACAUUGUAUAAACGGGUACACGACGUUUAAUCGUGUACCUCUUCGUGUCCUGUACGCGUCAUGUGCAUACAGUAGAAAUAGCAACGGGUACACAUUAAAACGGAUAUACGUACAAUCGUGUAUAAGAUUAAAACGUGUAUGCCUUGGUGAAAAUGUGUGCACGUCGGAAGUGUACGCGGUACAAAACGGGUACGUUUCGUAUAAUUGUGUACACGGAUGAGACGUGUACAUAGAUGUGGAUCUCUGCCCAUUGCCCUGCGAUGACGUAUUUCCUGUCAAAUGACAGCUGUAGGCUCCGCUUGACUAAAGAUACCUAAACGUUAUUUGUUAACCUAUUUAUAAUUGUAUGUAUGUACUUUGAGACUGUUAUAAUGAUAUUUACGUAUAGGUACGUACGUACAAUAUUAAUAUUUAAAUGUUUAUUUAAUUCUCAAAUUUAAUCUAGGGACAUGUAGGUAUCUUUAGUUGCGCCUUAAACCGGAACUUGUAUUUUUCAUUUGUUAUGUUUAUGUUAUACAUAGCAAAUUAUAAUGUAGAUACGAACAAUAAUUUCGUUGCCGGUAUAAAAGUACAUAAUAAUACAUUCCAUUAUAUGUUUUAUUGUGUAUUUUGUAUAAUGGCGUGUCGUAAUAUAAUUAUCAUAAAGUGUAUCUAACUUGGAUGAAGAAAUAAUUAUUAUUAUUAUAAAAUUAUAAUAAUAGUAAUAGAGUUUUUAUUAAGAAAUAAUUAAAGAAGUUAUAACGGUGUAGCAAGAUGUAGAUCACACAACAGUUUUUUUAAUGAAACCCUUAUGAGUAGGUCUUUUAUAUUAAUUUUAACAGUUUUUUUAAAGAGAAUUGUAACUUGUUAUUUAUUUCAAAUGAUUAUUAUUAUUGAUGUUUUGUCUUCGAUGUAGAUUGUCGGUUAUUUUGUAAAAUAGGAAUACACGAUACUGCCCCUUUUUAUAAGUUUACGUUCGCUUAUUGAGACUUUCUUGUACCUAAUGUACCUUUUAAUGGACAUGGCCAAAAAUAUAAAUAAAACGAAAUUGACUGACACAUGCAAAACAAAACAUUUAUCGAAAUGCAUACAUCUAUCGAAAAUGGAAAUAGAAUCACAUUUGGACUUUUAUUAAAAAUAUAAUUAAAUAUAUUUUUGGACAUGUCUAAGAACACGAGGUAUGAUAAGGCGUUGUAAUAAUUCAAGAAUAAUAAUGUAAUUUAAAAUAAUAAUAAGUUUGGAUUGUAACGUAUUAUUACGCGGUGCAUUGAACAAAAUUACUGUCGAACAUUUUUUAAUAAUAAAACAAAAUUUGUACGGACAAAAUUAAUUUUCGUAUAAUUAGCAGGCAAUUAAUUUUCGUAGAAUAAAAUUGAUCUCAUUUUUUUGCACUUUUCUUCGCCUUGGUGCCAUGUCCGAUUUGAUUGACUGCAUAAUAAUUAAAUAUAAUAAUUGCAUUAAUAAUUAGUACAAUCCCAUGUCAAAAGUACAUUUUUAACGUAAUACGUAAUUUUUUAUAUUAUUUUCGAAGUUUUUUUUUGAUCGCUGUACGUAUUUUUUACAAUUGCCUGCUAAAUCAAUUAGAUGUAUUAAUAAUCAUCAAUUUUCUAACACUUACGCUAAGUUUUGUCGAAUAGCCUUUACUAUAGACUGGUUUAUAUUAAUGUUAAAAAAGUAUAAAAUAUCUUAACUCGUAUUUUGUAAAUAGCUAUUAAUCGUAUAUUAUGUAUUUUAUAUUCAAUAUUAUAAGGUUCGAUGGGUUAUUUUUAAUUUUACAUUCUAUUAAAAAAAACAAAUGUCCCACAAAGACGAGAGUCUUCAAGAUCACGUGAAGUACAUUGUUUUUCCUUUCUAUAUAUUAUAUAUUUUUUGUUAAAUAAAGCAAUCUGUUAUUGUCUAUAA